Paramecium tetraurelia is the source of this 513-nucleotide messenger RNA. RefSeq lists its product as uncharacterized. The record is from RefSeq and is a predicted model, not a curated record. NCBI's taxonomy places the organism in Eukaryota, Ciliophora, Oligohymenophorea, Peniculida, Parameciidae. The transcript is spliced from 2 exons.
AUGAGUUAUUCUAUAAUGUAAAUUCUGAGUUUGUUCUAAGAGAAUGAAGAUCAUGAUAUUCACAAUAUUGGUCGUUUGAGUGAUUCAGAACCUAUAACUCCUGCUUUUAAAGAUGAAAAAGAACAGCUGGUUAGAUAAAUUAAUGAAUUUCGGCAAUAAAACUAAAUUCUUCAAAAUGAAUGUCAAAAGUAAAUUAUGAAUUUAAGUGAAAAACUAUCUCGCUCACAAAUUUUGUAGAGUGAAAUAGAGUAAUAUAAAGAGUAAAUAAGAGGUGAGUUAAAUUAAAGCUAAAUUCUGACAAAGUAAUUCCUUUAAAAGCAUGAGUCUUGUUUCAAUUUGAAAUAAAGAAUAUUAUAAUAAAAGAAUUAUCAUAAGUUACAUUAUGAAAAUCCUGGAAAAAGAAUAACUACUUGUCCUAGUGAAACAUCAACAGUGUAGAGCUCAUCUUUUGUGAUACCAUUAUCACCAUAGCUCAAAAAGCUGCACUAUAAUUCAUUUAAUCAUCAUUUUUGA